CAGGUGAGAGAUGUGAGUGGAAAGCAACUGAUUCUCCUGGGACAUUUCUGGUUGCUGAGAAGUCUAAUCUGCCAUCAUAAUUCAGCUGCCCUCUCACCAUGCCUUUUCCAUGUCGACUGCGGCCUUCCUGGAUAGACUGCUCGAUGCUCAUUCUUGCCCUCUACCCUAUGCAAUCAUGGUCUCAUACAUCAGAGUUUUCCGCUGAAAUGUUACUGCUAAAAAUUCUGGAAAAAUACGGAGCGAACGGAUCACUCACAGUGGAGCAGCUAAAGAACACUUUCCAAAUGAGUCUCAACCUAAACACAGAAACUCGGAUCGCAAGGACCCACCCUGAUAGCAACUCUGUUAAAGAAAAUUCUUCAAGGUGUUUGUCCCAUGCGGAGAUGCUCACAUUAAGCAGUCUGAGCAAUCAGAGCGGAUUUUCCCAGCAGCGGCUUGAGGAGCUGUGCCCAGCCCUCUCAGACAGUGAGGUGUGUAGUGCUGAGCCCUCUGCGGACUCGGCCUACCGGGCCACUGAUAAGCCCUCUCCUGCCGAAGUGUGGGGCUUUGGCCUGCUGAGUGUGACGCUCAUCAGCCUUGCCUCCUUGAUGGGGGUGGCUAUCGUCCCCUUCACCAAGAAACCCUAUUUUGGCCGCAUUCUCACCUUCUUUAUUGCGCUCGCCAUUGGAACCCUGUUCUCUAACGCCGCCUUGCAGCUACUGCCAGAGUGUGGGGCUAUGGGUUCCUGUGUGUCACCAUCAUCUCCCUGUGCUCCCUGGUGGGAGCAAGCGUGGUGCCCUUCAUGAGGAAAAAAUUCUACCGCCGGCUGCUCAUGUACUUCAUAGCUUUGGCUAUCGGGACACUGUAUUCCAACGCUCUCUUUCAAUUGAUACCCGAGGCUUUUGGGCUGGAUCCAGUCAAGGACGGCUAUGUCUACAAGUCGGCGGUUGUGUUUGCUGGCUUCUAUCUCUUCUUCUUCGCCGAGAAGAUUCUCAAGAUGGUGCUGAAGCAGAAAGACGAGAGGCCGCCUAACCGAGCCGAGUGCUACAGCAGCCAGCCAGACCUCGAGGACGGUGCAACCGAGACUCUGAAGGCGAUCGAGGAUGGGACGGAGCACCAGUCCAAUGGGAACCCCCUCCACCCUGCGGGGGGAGGCCAUGGGCAUCACACGCACGUCACCCACGAGCACGCCAACGAGGUCAUGCUGAGCCGCUCCCUCUCUGUGCAGGAGGCGCAGGUGUCGCAGGGCAUGUGCUACUGGCUCAAAGGGACACGCUACUCGCGCAUCGGCACGCUCGCGUGGAUGAUCACCCUGAGCGAUGGGCUGCACAACUUCAUCGACGGCUUGGCGAUCGGAGCCUCGUUCACGGUGUCCGUGUUCCAGGGCAUUAGCACGUCCAUCGCCAUCCUAUGCGAGGAAUUCCCGCACGAACUGGGUGACUUUGUGAUUCUGCUGAAUGCCGGAAUGAGCAUACAGCAAGCACUAUUCUUCAACUUCCUGUCGGCGUGCAGCUGCUACUUGGGGCUCGUGUGCGGCAUCGUGGCCGGAAGUCACUUUGCCCACAAUUGGAUAUUUGCGCUGGCAGGAGGCAUGUUUCUCUACAUCUCCCUGGCUGACAUGUUCCCAGAAAUGAACGAGGUGAGCAAAGAGGACGGGGAGGAGAAGAACAACCUCGUCACCUUCGGAAUUCAGAACCUUGGCCUUCUCACGGGCUUCUCAAUCAUGCUGCUCCUCACAAUCUACUCGGGGAACAUCGGGCUCGGCUAGAGUUGCGCGCACCCCCGCGCUCACUCUGCAAUGGUUUCCUCCCCUGUGUCGCCAGUGCUGUAGUUGCCUGUCCUCUGUGGGUUGUUCUUAGGGAUCUACUUCUACCGGUUACAUUAAACAAACCUGGCCCACUUUUGGUGUGCACUCCCACUCUCCUUCCAUUUUCGAGCGCAAUCAAAAUGUCUGUCUUUCAUCAAUACUGUGUGUGUGUGCAAUACGGUUUGUGAUGGUUGUUGAGACUUUGUGUGGAAGGUUCUUUAGAUAAUAAACUAUGACAGUA
Molecule: messenger RNA, 2027 nt
Organism: Lethenteron reissneri (Far Eastern brook lamprey)
Lineage: Eukaryota; Metazoa; Chordata; Hyperoartia; Petromyzontiformes; Petromyzontidae
Gene: SLC39A14
Product: solute carrier family 39 member 14
Biological process (GO): zinc ion import across plasma membrane; intracellular monoatomic cation homeostasis
Cellular component (GO): plasma membrane
Molecular function (GO): zinc ion transmembrane transporter activity; monoatomic cation:bicarbonate symporter activity
Source: RefSeq, a predicted model, not a curated record